This is a messenger RNA of Symbiodinium sp. CCMP2592, 2847 nucleotides long. The record is from the annotation of a GenBank genome assembly. NCBI's taxonomy places the organism in Eukaryota, Dinophyceae, Suessiales, Symbiodiniaceae.
AUGACCAAGCCGAAGCGCAAACGUACAGAUCUGAAUGUGCCGCAAUUUGUGAUCGACAAGUGGAAUUCCGGUACGAAUGCCAAAGACGAAAUGGCCGAGUUGCUGUUGCAUCUCAACAACAACAAGGAUAAGUUCAUCGAGGAGCUCGAGCUUAUUAUCAAAAAAAUCAAGAAGUUCACCCUUCAUGUCGAUGAAGGGUGGUAUAGCGAACUGGAGAUGAAGACCGAGCUCAAGUGGUCUCCGCAGAGGAUCGCCGGUGCCAAGAAGCUUUGCGAAGCGAACCCUGACCUGGUCAGGAGCAAUGUUUAUGAUGGUGUCAAGGAAUACUAUGUCACAGUCAGAGAAACUGCGAAGCAUGUUCAUGCUCACGAGCAAGAGCAGAGCCAGCGCAAGAAGAUGAAGGCAGAAGAACCCAUGGAGUUCAAAAAGGACGAGUUCGACUUGCUGGACAAGGCCAAGGCUCGCUCCGGAGUGCCGGACCGCCAGCAGCCUGCAAGUGCAGGGAAAGCGUCUGUGCACGAGCAAAAAGCCACUGCGGACCGCUUCCUGGAGUCCAUCCUCGCCAAGACGACCAAGCUGCGCCAGUUGCUGAAGGACCUUCGCUGCAACUACGGUGCGGAUGCCACGGCGUCGAUCAGCCAGAUCGAAGAUCACAUCAAGAAAUUGGAUAGCGAAUACGAGAAGGUGAACGAGCUGAAAUCCAAAGGGGAGGUGGACGGCUACAACCCGAGGAAUGCCAAGAAAUUCUUCGGGAAGAAUAUAGUGUCUGUGCUUCGGGAAGUGGAUGAGCAUUCAGACAUAGAGUGGCGCUUGGCUGCCCGGGCAACUACUGCAGGGGGUAUCCUCAGCCACGCAAUCCAUAUCGUGAAUCAACUGCUACACCGUCAUGCUCCUAUGAUUUUCAAAAUAGGUUUCACUCACAAUGCCUGCUGGCGCUGGGGCAAUUCCAUUUAUGGUUACCAGUGGCAGCGGGAAAAGUGGGAGAAGAUGUGUUUGUUACACAUCGCCGAAGAACCUUUCAGCCUGGCAAUGCUCGAAGCCGCCCUCAUCAACAAAUACCAAAGCACGCCUGGCUGCCGAAAUACUCGAUCCGGCGGAGAUAAUGUGAGGACGGAUGGGGCCUCUUGCAGCUCGGCCGUGGAGUCGGCCCGGGCUGUGGUCGAAGAAAUGCCAGCUGCAGCGACUGCUUCAGUGCGACGUGUUGCUAAGUGCUCCGUACGGGAUGCUGAGAGGGACAUGCAUAGAUUGGGGGACAAGUUUCGGUUGAGACUUCGGGUGCGCCUGAGUCGAGUGCCGCUGCUGCAAGAGAUGAAGAUCGCCAUACUAUUCAUGUCAUCCUGGAUCAAUCUUUUUCUUCAGAAGAACUUAUGGUACUUUCUUUGUGGCUUGGACGAAGCGAACGAGGAACGAUGUGAGCGACAGCUGGAAUUAUACUGGGAACGUUUUCGUGGGAUUGCUCCGCAGCACCCAGUGUUUCAACGUUCGCCUUCGGACCUUCGCCGGACUUGUCCGGUCCUGAUCCACGGAGACGAGGGCCGGAGUGCCAAAAAAACAGCAUUGAUGGUGCUUUCUUUUCAUGCUGUCCUGGGGCGCGGAAGCUCUCAAUCUUCUGAGAAGGGCCCUACCUGUGCCGAGUUCCUGCCACAGGAAAUGAACUUUCUUGGCCAUACUUUCGCUACACGGUACUUACUUGCCGUAUUGCCACGAGCCAUGUACGAUGAUGCCCUUGCAGGGAAUUUCCAACGACUUUUGGGACAUCUGGUUCCGGAUAUGCGAAGCCUUUUUGAGGAAGGGCUGCUAUCACCAGUCUACAACAAGAAGUUUUUUGUGUGCGUCGUGAACAUCAUGGGGGAUUGGCCUUUCCUGGCCAAGGCUUUCAAUUAUAAUCGGACGUUCGGCAAUUCAGCCAAACGUGAAUCGUCCAAAAAAGCACCAACAGGGAUAUGUCAUGCUUGUUUGGCCGACAGGCCAGGCUUCCCUUUCGAGGAUUUCGAAUCCAGUCAGCCUCGAUGGCGGCAGACGGUGAACGCUCUACCUGCCUACGACAGAACGCCUGUUUUGAUGACGUUGCCACAUGAUCCGGCCGACCCUUCCGGCUUCGCAGGCCAAGAUUACUUUCACGGAUUUCAUCUCGGCGCCGGAAAGAUCUUUGUCGCAUCCGCUCUUGCACUUCUCCAGUACACCUUUGCAGGUGACAGUUUCAAGGUCCGCUUCAAGUCAAUGGAAAGUGCAUUCUUCGACUGGUGUCACCGUCAUCGUCAGUUUCCUUAUAUCCGCAAACUGAACCAGGACACGCUGGGUUGGCCUCAUGCGACAGAGCCAGCAAUGGGCGGGUGGAGCAAAGGUUCCACCACACUAUGUUUGCUACGUUGGUUCGUUUGCUUUUGCCACCAGGUCAGAGAUACGAUCCCAGAGGAUUCCUUGUUGUUUUUGGCAUGGCAGGCAGCAUGGAAAAUCAACAAGUUUUUUUCGCUGCUGUACCGCGAGAAGCUGUGGAUCAUCGCUUCGAGAGCAAAGGAGAUAGCUGCACAUGGGCGGGCUUUUCUGAAGUACAACGGCCGCUGCGCCAAGCGCGCUUUCGACGAGAACUUGCCGCUGUUCAUGUUUAUGCCUAAUUUGCACAGACUACAUCAUUUGAUGAUGAGGAUGGAAGAUCAGGCUGAAGUUUCGGCCUUUGUGCAGAACGGCUUGAUGUGGUCAUGCCAAAUCGAGGAGGAUUUUAUCGGAAGACCCUCGCGACUGAGCCGGCGAGUUCACCCUCGCCGCGUUAUCGAGCGCACAUUGCUUCGGAGUCUGACAGCGGCUCAUAGGCAGUUUCUAAGUGCGGGGCUGCUCCAGGACAGCUGA